ACCCUUAAAUGGCCUCUAACAAGAGAGCCCAAUGCGUCUUCACCGCCGUUCAGAUACCUACGACAUUCUGCGUGCGGCGUUAAAAAUGGCUACCAAAACCCUAGCGAUGAGUCCGUACGUCCACCGAUCGUCUAGAACGCGCCUCCUCCUUCGUCAAGCUCUCCCUUCGUUUCUACGAAAUCCUACGACACGCUUCGAUUCACUCUCCACAAUCUCAAUCUCAUCUGGCAAUACGCGCAGCUCGAGAGCCGAAGUCCCAAUCAAAACAGAUUACGUCAGUGGAUCAGGGUUUGGGCUUGUCCGUCAUCGCAAAUUCACCACCGGAGCCACUCAUGUUAAUGAGGCGGGAUCCAUUGACUCCCUUCUCAUGCAGUCCAUGGAGAAGAAGAUCAAGGAAGAACUAAAUGCAGAAUCAGUCACUGUUAUAGAUGCUUAUGGUGAUGGCCGACAUGUGACCAUUGAUGUUGUCUCUACAGCCUUUGAGGGAAAAUCAGAUGUCGAUAGGCAGAGGAUGGUGUACAAAGCAAUACAGGAGGAGCUAGAAAACGUAGUGAAUGCAGUUGACCAGAUGACUACUACAACCCCCUCUGAAGCGGCAACAGGGAAGUGAACAACUCGAGCCAAAAUGUCAGAGGCUGCAAAUUUUCUCGCAGUCUCAAAAUAAAGCUGUAGCCUGCUUUUGCAUGUUAGACUGUUUUUCAUAUCAUUUGGUACUCUAAAUUCUUUUGAAACAGAUUGUUCCUAGCAGUAUUUGUUCAUACUCUAGAGUCUAAAUAAGAGACAUAUGAGUAUUAUGCCAUCCAUUGUAUGUCUGCUUGUGUCAAAUAGGAAUAGCUGUCUCAAGAAAUUUCUGGGUAUGUGCAGUUCUUUAGGUUGACAUUA
Molecule: messenger RNA, 882 nt
Organism: Tripterygium wilfordii
Lineage: Eukaryota; Viridiplantae; Streptophyta; Magnoliopsida; Celastrales; Celastraceae
Product: protein BOLA4, chloroplastic/mitochondrial-like
Exons: 3
Coding region: 32-610 (192 amino acids)
Source: RefSeq, a predicted model, not a curated record